AUGCCGCAGACUUGGUAUCUUAUGUUUCAUAAAAGCCCUGGAUACUCUGUGCUAACAAUUGCUUUUGAAGGACAUUAUGUUGAGUCUGAAGACAAGGGAGGGCAGGGUUUGAUGUGCAUGUUGGGAAAUUCAGUAUCUCCUUUUUCAGAAAGUCCUCCUGAUUUUUCUACGUGGUCAUUGAAUUGUGGCUGCAAGAAUAACCGCGAAUUUUCUCCUGUCAAAGAUGAUCGAAUUAUGCUUGUUCUUCAAUAUCCUCAGAGUUUCACUUUGACCAGCGGGACAAUAGUUGGUGACCUGAGAAGUUUGACCAGACGGUCAGACCCCAAAUAUUUUGACGACAUCAGUAUCGUUUCCCGGCUCAGUCAUCAAACCUAUGACUCCAGCUAUCAGUUCAUCUCCAAGAAGAUUGUCUCAAAAGCAUGCAACUCGAACUUGUACCAACACGAAUUGUCAGACAAGAGAGGUGAUGUAUAUCAUGGGAACCAUUUCUAUAGAGUCCUUCAAAACUUUGCUUCUGAAAAAUUUGAUAUUGCAGUGGAAAAUUGCAACAGUAGCAACAUAUGUAAGAACUUGGGGCCUUUUGUACUCGGUGAGAAGGUUGAAAGCAAAGACAACAUCUUUCAUAAGUUUCGGCUGAUGAUGACUGAUCUUCGUUGCAUUUUAGGGGACAAUAUCAGUAAGCUCAGAGCUGCAAAGGUUUCUGCAUUCUUUAGAGUCAUAUCUCCUUUGGAGGAUGUUUAUUAUUCUGGGGCUUGGAGUUGUAUCUCUGGAAUGACCAUCUCUGCAGAAGGAACUUGGAAUCCUUCAUAUGGGCAGCUGUGCAUGAUUGGCUGUGUUGGACUUGAGAACGAUAUAAACAGGUGCAAUUCUAAAAUAAGCUUAGUAAUACCUGUCACAUUAUCAAUCACUCAGCGGAGCAUUCUCAUGGGCACUAUCACUAAUAUUCAAGGGACAGAUUCGUUUAGCCCUUUGCUUUUUGAAAAGAAAGUCCAUCCUUCUGAUAUCUGGAACAGGUAUCAUGACUAUAGCAGGUCUUAUUUAUCAUACAAGUACUCCAAGAUUGAUUUGGCCAAUGAUUUUUGGAUGAGAAGCAAGAAGUUCAACAUACGCACCGUGGUUCAUGAUUUGAUCUUCAAGUAUCCAAGCACUGAAGAUCGUGAUAACUUGACUCUGCUGUCUUCUCUGUCCAGUAAGCUGUCUUUUCAUGUCAAUGCUCUCCCAGAUCAUAAUCAUGAACACAAAUUGCCAGAGACACUCGUUUACUUCGAGAUACUCACUUUGGGCAAAUUAUUUGGACGUUAUUGGUCCGAAUUAACAAGGCAUGAUAAUGGGGUAGCUGUAUUCUGGAAAUCGAGAUAA
Messenger RNA from Coffea arabica (coffee), 1359 nucleotides. The record is from RefSeq and is a predicted model, not a curated record. NCBI's taxonomy places the organism in Eukaryota, Viridiplantae, Streptophyta, Magnoliopsida, Gentianales, Rubiaceae.